CAGAAAUCACUCUUUCUUAGUUCUUAGGCACAAAGACCUUUUACUGAUUAGCUGUUAAAAAUCUGCACAAAGAGGCCCCUGUGUAUCGUUUCAAUGCUUCGGUUCUUUGGUGUCAUUUUUUAAAGCAGAUUUCAGGACCAGGCUACAGCAUUAAUUUCCUUUAACAUGUCUAUACUCCAUGUACUAUUUUUACGAUAAUAACACUGUCUCUUACUAGAUAAGUGGGAUAUAGAGAACAUGCACAUGCAUCGAAUGUUAUUUGUUUAACAGAAGGCGCAGCUACAUUGUAAGUGGCUGCAGGUUGCAUUUUUGCUUUGGAAGGUCAGUCACGGACAUAAAUAUUCCUAUUAUAAAGUCCAUCAUUAUAUUUUAUUGUCUAUCUGUUCGGCUGAGAUAAGAGCCAGCAGGCUUAUCCGUUUACAGAAAGAGAUUCUUCAAAGUGCACUUCUCCUUCCAUAGGCCUUUUGCUAAAUCAGACUGUCAACACAAAUCAAAUUAGGCAGGUAAGGCAGGUGGCCGGCCAUUCUUCUCCUUUGAUGAGAAAAUUGCAUUUGACGUUUCCAGCCGAGCUAUAAAUAGACCAUAUAUGAUGGAAAACUCCCUUACAGAGUGUCAUGACAUAUUAUGUUCUAAGCACUGUAGAAAGCAUGUUAUUUAAAAAAAAAAAGGGGGUGCUCUUAAAUAUUAGAUUGAACAAAAUAAUGCCACCGUAAAAUUGUCCCCUUGUGCAGACAAAUAGAAAAGCCCAUUUGGUACAGGGUUGCCAGAUACGCUCCAUUCUGGUCAGUGGUGAUGAUAAUUUCGGUGCUGGAAAUGAGCACUUGCAUGUACCUCUUUUAUGUGUAUAUGUACAGUUAGAAUAGAGAAUUGAUUAACGCGCACAUUUGAAGGACUUAUACCACGUUAUUGCAAAUCGCAAAAUCAAUCUGGCAACCCUGCAGCAGCAGCAGCGUGCGCACUUGGAGCCGCUCAAACCGCGAUGACACGAGCGCAGGGAAGGAAAGAGGCGGCACUAAGACCACGAGACUGAGCGUUGGGACUUGGGCGCAAGGUAAGAAUGGGAGCUUCGGAAACUUAUUAUUAUUGAGAAGGCAGCAGCUCGGGUUAAGGAUGAUGCGCUUCCAUCCUCACCCGCAAUGAGCAAAAAAAAAAAAAAAAAGAACACGCAUGAAGACACAAUUGAGCCGAAAUCCGAGUCCCCCACCGGCGACGCAUUAAAUCCGCAGGAACAAUUCAUCAGGAGUGGAAAGCUUGCUGACGGCGCAUCUGUUGAGGGACCGCAACUCUAAUCUCCAACUUUAAGCAUCCAGGACAAGAUUGAAGCUCCUGUGAGAUGUGACUGAGCAAAUGAGCACCGCGGCGGUGAUAGAAAAGGGGCGAAACUCCGUGCAACGCUUGGAGGGGGACAGAUGGUCAUGUCUUUCUCUCUUCUGUCUUUGUUUAUUUUCAGUAAAGAAAUGAUGCAUCGUGAUCAGGCAGAUCUGAGUUUCUGUUCAGUUCUCUGUAAGACUGACAUGCACUAAGGACACCUGCGGAGGAAGAGGAUCAUAUGGUCAAAUAUACGCGAGCAUGUCCGCUCUUCGGAAAAAAUUUGGCGACGACUACCAGAUAGUGACCACUUCAUCCAGCGGCUCGGGCUUCAGCCAGGCCGCCCCGGAGCGGAAACGGAAACGGCAGCGCUUCGUGGACAAGAACGGCCGCUGUAACGUCCAGCACGGGAACCUGGGCGGUGAAACCAGUCGCUACCUGUCCGACUUGUUCACCACUCUGGUGGACUUGAAAUGGCGCUGGAACCUGUUCAUAUUCAUCCUGACCUACACGGUGGCGUGGCUCUUCAUGGCCUUCAUGUGGUGGUUGAUCGCGUACGUGCGCGGGGACCUGAGCCGAGCGCACGACGACAAGUACACACCGUGCGUGGCCAACGUGUACAACUUCCCCUCGGCGUUCCUCUUCUUCAUCGAGACCGAGGCCACGAUCGGCUACGGCUACAGGUACAUAACGGACAAGUGUCCCGAGGGCAUCAUCUUGUUCCUCUUUCAGUCCAUCCUCGGCUCCAUCGUCGACGCGUUUUUAAUAGGCUGCAUGUUCAUUAAGAUGUCCCAGCCCAAGAAAAGGGCCGAGACGCUGAUGUUCAGCGAGCACGCAGUCAUCUCCAUGCGGGACGGAAAACUAACCCUCAUGUUCAGGGUCGGAAACCUGCGCAACAGCCACAUGGUCUCCGCGCAGAUUCGCUGCAAACUGCUGAAAUCUCGGCAGACCCCUGAAGGUGAGUUCCUCCCUUUAGAUCAGUUGGAGCUAGAUGUCGGUUUCAGCACUGGAGCAGAUCAGCUCUUUUUGGUGUCUCCCCUCACCAUCUGUCAUGUGAUCGACAGCAAAAGCCCCUUUUAUGAACUCUCGCAGCGCUCCAUGCAGACCGAGCAGUUUGAAAUUGUGGUGAUACUGGAAGGAAUUGUGGAAACCACAGGCAUGACUUGCCAAGCGAGGACGUCAUACACGGAAGACGAGGUUCUGUGGGGCCAUCGGUUCUUUCCUGUCAUCUCUCUGGAGGAGGGAUUUUUCAAGGUGGACUACUCUCAGUUCCAUGCAACGUUCGAGGUCCACACGCCACCCUACAGUGUCAAAGAGCAGGACGAGGUGCUGCUCAUGUCCUCGCCACUCACUGCUCCGUCACUGUGUAACAGUGGUGAGAAAAACAACUCUCUGGACUGUCUGGAGCUUUUCGAGGAUGCAGAGACAACCACCAAGCUCCCAGCUAAGUUGCAGAAGAUGACAGGACGUGACGGGAUGCCAAGGAAGCUGCUCAGAAUGAGCUCCACUACAUCAGAGAUGACCUACAGUUUGGGAGACUUGUCCACAAAGCUGCAGCGCAUCAGCUCUGUGCCAGGCAUCUCUGAAGAAAGGAAUGUAUCUAAGAGCUCCAAAAUAAAUGCAGAGCCCAUCAGCCAAUCUGUGGCUGAUUUGCCCCCCAAGCUACAGCGAAUGGCAGGGGGAGGAGGACGCAUGGAUGGACAUUUGCCACCCAAAUUACGAAAGAUGAACUCAGAUCGGUUCACGUAGAUGACAAGCACCUGCACACACAUGUACUAUACUUUUCCUUUAUGCUUGCUAGCAUGGACAUAAUGAUACGCCUAGCGUACUUAUAAACGAGGACACCUUUAAUAAAGCACAUUUGUGGAAAUGUGUGGGUAGACAUGCAGUAAGGAAGUUCUUUCAGGUUGUGAUUUUUAAGCACAAUCUGGCAUGUUUGAAACUCUUAAGUGCAUGUUAAUGCAGUUUUUUGCUGCCAGGCAUGUUUUAUUUAGGCACGUUUAUUUGAAGAGUGAAUAAAAUUUCAAAAGACAA
Molecule: messenger RNA, 3342 nt
Organism: Silurus meridionalis
Lineage: Eukaryota; Metazoa; Chordata; Actinopteri; Siluriformes; Siluridae
Gene: kcnj3a
Product: potassium inwardly rectifying channel subfamily J member 3a
Exons: 4
Coding region: 1570-3057 (495 amino acids)
Biological process (GO): regulation of monoatomic ion transmembrane transport; potassium ion import across plasma membrane
Cellular component (GO): plasma membrane
Molecular function (GO): G-protein activated inward rectifier potassium channel activity
Source: RefSeq, a predicted model, not a curated record